Kwoniella shivajii is the source of this 2199-nucleotide messenger RNA. RefSeq lists its product as uncharacterized. Gene Ontology annotation, biological process: protein quality control for misfolded or incompletely synthesized proteins; mitochondrial protein processing. The record is from RefSeq and is a predicted model, not a curated record. NCBI's taxonomy places the organism in Eukaryota, Fungi, Basidiomycota, Tremellomycetes, Tremellales, Cryptococcaceae. Gene Ontology annotation, molecular function: metalloendopeptidase activity. The transcript is spliced from 4 exons. The coding region runs from base 1 to 2199 and encodes 732 amino acids. Gene Ontology annotation, cellular component: mitochondrial inner membrane.
AUGUUCGCUGUUCGACGUAUCAAGACCUCACGUAACUUAUAUCGCUUAUCGAAUCAAGUGAACAACCCCCAUCCACCUUCAACAUUCCUUACAACCAAUAUAAUCCCACUCACAUCACUUUCACCGUUCUCAACGUCAUCAUCCGUGGCUUCGUCCUCACGCAGACCUUAUAUCUCAGAUCUGACCCACGAUAGAUUUGACAUCAAAGGCAAAGGUCGAGCUGUCGAAUAUGACAUUCCUCAAACAGGCUUCUUAUUAAAUGUUGGUCAGAAUGGCCGUUCCUUUUCCCGUACUUCUGUUCAAAGGGUUGCAUGGGAGCACCGAAGACUGUUUCAUGCGACGUCAAGGAGAAAUGCUAUACCACUCAUACCCGCUUCAAUAGCCAUUCUCAAAGGAACAUCCAUCCUAACGGCCGCAACGGCAUUAUCUAGAAUAUUAAUAUCAUUCUUCCCACUCGGUACACUGGCAGCAUUCAAGAUGGCCAGAGCUGGAAAAUGGUUUGAAACGGAUGUUGUCGAACCUGUAGUCAGUGAAAAUGCUAAAGAGUUUUGGAAAACGUGGUGUGAAGGAGAAACAGGUAAAUGGUUAACGAACAAAGAGGCGAACGAAUUUUUGGGAUUAGAUUAUAAUGAUCAAGGUGGAUUGAGAUCAUCCGAUGGUAGAAUUGCUUAUCCAAUUCCAUUCCCACAUUCAAAAUUUCGAUCAAGAAGAGGAGGUGGUGAUAAAACACCUUGGUCACCUAAAACAUUAGAAGAAAUGGAUCAUAGUAAAAGGCAUACUCUAAGAUGGAUACAAAAAGCUCAUUUUUGGAUGCCUGAUUUACCUGAAGCUUCUAAAACAACUAGAUCUUGGUUGGAAUUAUCAUCAACAGAAAAACAGCAAGUUGAAGAAUUGAGAAAAUAUUGGAUAGGUAUAAAAGCGUUUAAAGAUUGGUAUAGAAGAGGUAGAGCUAUAAUAGGUACCAUCUUUUGGUUACCUUUCUUACUAUUAGCGGUCGUUUAUAUAGCUGCAUUAGAAAGAGUUCCAUUAACCGGUAGAUGGAGAUUAAUUCUAUUAACACCAGAAGAAGAAGAUACAGUCUCAAAUAGUUUGGCAGGUCCAAAUUGGUAUAAAUCAGUUAUAAACUUAUUGACUACACCGGAAAAACCUGCUCCUCCAAUAGUCCCUCCAAAUGAUUGGAGAUAUCAAUGGGUGCAGUCAACUUUAUCAAGAUUGGAAAAUGCUAUUUUAGCAGAUUGUAAUCAAUUACCUGAAGAUCAGAAACCCACUCCAGCCUAUCCACCAGCCACGACAAUCCCACCCCCUCCUUAUCACCCUAUCAAACCUAGGCCGAGAGUCUCAUCAAUGUUACAUUCAGUCUUGCCCGGUGGUGAACCAAAUUCAGGUCAAGAACAUUUAGAAGUUGGACCGCCAUACAACUUGAUGUUGAUGGAUAAGGAUGAAGAAAAUGCCUUUUCUUACGGCUUUGGAGGUAAAAGAGCAGGCGGUAUUGUCGUUUUCACAGGUUUAUUAGAUAUGGUAUUACGUGAUACCACAAAUGUUGUAGAUCUCGACGAAAUACCUAAAGAGCCAGUGAAAUCGAAAAGCUUCUUUUCUUCGUUAUUCUCGUCAUCUACUCCUACAUCAAAUCGACAACCUCAUUCUCAACCGACCGAAGAACAGACGUUACGAUUGGCUUGUGUAUUAGCUCAUGAGAUGGGUCAUUUACUGUUAAGUCAUCAUCUUGAAGCGCUAUCGCAGCAGCAAGUCCUCUGGCCGAGUAUUUUGGGAUUUACAAUGGAUUUAGUUCGAGCGUUCAUUUGGCCUAUAACCUGGUUCCUAGGUCCGACGUUGAAUGACGCUUUGGCCAAUAUGGGUAGAACCAGUACAGAUGAAUUAGUUGAAAGAUUCGGUGAACUUGGUUUCCAAUAUGUUCACGAAUACGAGGCUGAUCUAGCUGGAUUGAGGAUCCUAGCUCUGGCAGGAUAUGAACCUCAAAAGACCCUAACAUAUUUCUCUACUUCAGUGGCAGAUUUACACGAGAUACAACCGGUCAAGAAGUUGACAGAAGAUAACACGUGGACAGGAUCCAUGUUCAAAUUAUGGACUAGAGCGACUCAUCCUUCACCUGAACAAAGAAAGGAAGCUAUCAAAGAUGAAUUAGAUAGAUGGAAGAGAGAACGCGAAAAGGAAGAGCAAUCGGAGCUUGCCAAUAAGUAA